Corythoichthys intestinalis (scribbled pipefish) is the source of this 4993-nucleotide messenger RNA. Its product is annotated as NACHT, LRR and PYD domains-containing protein 3-like. Gene Ontology annotation, biological process: intracellular signal transduction. The record is from RefSeq and is a predicted model, not a curated record. Bases 1028 to 3283 code for a protein of 751 amino acids. The transcript has 5 exons. NCBI's taxonomy places the organism in Eukaryota, Metazoa, Chordata, Actinopteri, Syngnathiformes, Syngnathidae.
GGGUGGCAAUCAUGCACACACGGGUGUUGUGGGUGUCACCGACAUCUCGGAGGACCGGACAGACAAGUCAUCACUCAGACGGGAGGCGACGAGGUGACAACAAGGCUUCGUAAGUUUUCUCUUAUGCUGAAAAGAAAAUUACAAACAAACAAAAAAGAGUCGCAAGUUUGUUUGCUUUAAAGUUGUUGUUGUUUUUAUCAUUUGCUCCUUUGGUAAGUUAGCCGACUGUUUCAUUUAUCGCGCCGCAAUUCUAUCAUGUGCGUAACAGGAAACAAAAAAAAUAUCUUUUAAGCCAUAGAGUACAUUUUGUGUCCAAAACCGAAAUGUCUUUUUGCUUGAAAUGCCUCAUUAUAUUUUGCGUAAGACGGAAUUUUCGACGCUCGUUUACUGACAUUGGAGUUUCUUCUUCUUUAGAAAGACAUGGGUGCCUAAGCAGGUUCGGCAACUUCUUGUGGUAUGUAGAAGUGGCAACUCGCCUCAAUGACACUUGGAAUCCAUUUCCUUGUUGCCAGCUAUUAUUUGAUUGUUUGAAAUUUUGCCUCUUUGAAAAAGAAAAUUUAGACCGAAUCUGGUUUAUUAUGUCUUUAACUAUAUUGUCAGGUAUUUUCAAUUUCAAAACAAGUCAUUCAGUGCCACAAUACAGCUAAAAAAGCAACAAGGGAGUUCCGACAUGAAUGAAAAAGAUUGAUCUGACGUCCAGGCUUUGCGUCGCGUCACUCAAAUGGUUUACGAGCUCAAGUUACAACAAGGUGUCGUCCGUAGAAACCCGAUCGACGGUCAUCUCGCUCACACGUUUACAAGGUAGAAGGAUGCCUCUGGACACCGAGCGUAAGGAGCUGCUGUUGAAAACGCUGAUGGAGCUGGGGGAGGACAACCAUCAGUCCUUCAACAGAUUUAAGUUAUGGGUGGAAGGAUGCCUCUGGACACCGAGCGUAAGGAGCUGAUAUUGGAAACGCUGUUGCUGCUUCUAGUGCUCAGUUAAGAUACGUGUUCGACGGUCACCUCCCUUAAGCGUAUAAUCUCAAGGAUGGCUCUGGACAGCAGACGGAAGGAGCUGCUGUGGAACACGCUGAUGGAGCUGGGGGAGGACGACUUUGAGUCCUUCAGGUUCCACACGGCCCUGCCUAGAAGGGUGCGUGAAAACACCCGCCUUGAGUACAUAGCUGACAAGCUCUUGAUUAAGCACGGCGAGAACACUCUGGAUGAGACCGUGAAGAUUCUGGAGAAGAUCGGGAACAACGAAUUGGCCGAGAAGCUGCGCAGCGACGUGCUGGAAAUAAAAGACGCCGACUUCUCCGUCCACGAUGACGAUCAGAUUGCCAGAUUGAAGAGGGAACUCCAAGACAACCUGCGGCGUUUAUACAGGUUUGCUUCUGAGGGCAACACAGAGCGCUGGCAGCAGCAGCCCCUGGAGGACGUCUACACGGAGCUAGACAUCACCUACGGGGCAGACGUCAGCCCAGACGGGCGGCAUGAGGUCCUCCAGAUGGAGACGUGUGAUGCCGCGGCCAAGCGGUCUAUCCUGCCGUGCGACAUCUUCAAAAGCCCCGACGGCAACCGGCGACCGAUACGCACGAUGCUCACCGUCGGCUUCGCAGGAAUAGGAAAAACCUUCCUGAUUCAAAAGUUUGUGUCGGACUGGGCCAGCGGUAGUACUAACCAGGACGUGGACUUCAUAUUUCCUUUCACCUUCCGCGAGUUAAACAUGGAGAAAGGGGAGAGCUUUACGUUGGCCGAGCUGAUCCAAACUUUUGUCUGCGGAGACAGGCACAUGAGUGAGCGACUGAACAAUAUAUUUGUCGGCCUGCAAACUUCUGGGAAGCGGGACUUUGAAAGCAGCGGGAUCAAGAUCUUGUUUAUCCUCGACGGACUGGACGAGUGCAACUUCAAAAUCGACUUGAAGAAAGUGAGGAAAGUGAACAAGAACGUGAAGGAAAGCUACCCGCUAGAGGUACUGCUGGCGUAUCUCAUCAAAGGGAACCUGCUUCCGUGCGCCAGGGUUUGGAUCACCACGCGGCCCGCGGCAGCCCGCGAUAUCCCCGCCGACCUCAUCGACAGCAGAACAGAGGUUGGAGGAUUCAGCGAUUCCCGGAAAAUGGAGUACUUCAGGAAAAGGUUCCCAAAUGAGGAGCGCGUCACUGAGCACAUUCGGAAAUCUCGCACCAUCUUCAUCAUGUGCCAUAUUCCCAUCUUCUGCUGGCUCACCGCCACAGUUCUUCAGGUUCAUUUGGACAAAGGGGAAGAGGGAGAGCUUCCCACAACGCUGACUGACAUGUACUCGGCGUUUAUUGGUCACCACCUGGAAAACUCCAAGGAGAGAAAUACAGCGGAGUACAUCCCUUACAUGAGAGCGCUCGCCAAGCUGGCCUUUGACCACACCAUGAAUCAGCGUCAGAUCUUCUACGAGAAAGACCUGGAGGACAGCUGCUUUGAUUACAGCCAAGCAGCGAAACACUGCGGUUUAUUCACAGAGGUGUUUAAGGAGGUCCAUCCGCUCAAAAGCAGGAAACAAAAGAUGUUUCAGUUUAUCCACCUGACCAUCCAGGAGUAUCUGGCCGCACUGUACGUAAAGAUGUGUUUCUUCCACGACAACAAGAACGUACUGGAUACAUCAAGAUGGAAAAAAUUGUUCAUGUCUAUUAAGCGGAAGACAAUCACUGAGGUCCACAAGUCAGCUCUCCAGAAAGCCUCGGAAAGUGAAGGAAACCUGGAUAUGUUCCUCCGCUUCCUCGUUGGCCUUUCAUUGCAGUGCAACCAGGAAAUAGUGGGGGCGCUGCUGAAGGUUCCUCAUGACUGGGAGCAAAGCAAGUCAAAGACGGUCAAGUUGAUACAGAAAAGGAUCAAACGAAACACUCCAGAAAAGAACGUCAACUUGUUCUACUGUCUAAACGAGCUGAAAGACAACUCCUUACUGAAGCAGAUCCAGCAUCAACUAGUUUCAGGACGUUUGUCCUGGCGUCAAAUGUCAAAUGAUAUGUGGUCGGCCCUGGCCUUCUUCUUACUUACGGACGACGAAACCAUGAAGUUUUUUGAUCUUAGCCGCUACUCCCCAUCGCCUUUGGGACUCAAGAAGCUUCUGUUGGUGGUCAAGGCUUCUCAAAAAUCAGAUCUAAGUGAAUGUCGCCUGGACAAAGGCAGCUGUCACCUGCUGGCUUCCGUUCUCAGUUCUCCAUCCAACCUGAGGCAUCUGGACCUAUUAUUCAACGGUCUAUCGGACGAGGGGGUCAAGAUCCUCUCGAAAGGACUGGCCAGCCCACACUGCAACUUAGAAGUCCUCAUGUAAGGAACUUUUCCACUUAGAAAUCUACCUCCAGUUCAUACUCUUCCUUGGAUAGGGUUGACUUACAGUAUCUAAUGAGAUACUGCUGCAACCAGCCAACAAUAAGGGCCAAAAUAUACCAGACGCGUCUUCGGUCUGGGUCUUGCAAGAUAUAGCGCUGAACCCAAUCCGUUUCCAUUUUAUCCUACUGUUCAAAGUAUAGAGGCCGCGUCAGUGCUCCAGACUGACUGUGGACCAUCUCCGGCGUGUCAGAACCAGCCGGAUGGUUUAGACUAUUUUCUAUUUUUGCCGGACACGCAUCUGUCAAAAUGGGCGAGCAAGGCCUGGAAUCAAAAGCCCAGUUGCUUAUUCACGGUAAAAACACCUGCAAACAUGGACAAAUGCUUCAUCGUGGAGGUGGAAAGUUACAAUGUGAUUCAUGAUGCAGCAGAUCAUUAAAAAGGAAGCUGCAGAAGAAGCUAUGAGGAUUGAUGGUGAGUUAUUAUGCAAGAUAUGUAAUUUAAAACAGAAAUAGUGCCACAAACUCAUAGUAAAAGCAAAUAAAUUCGGGAAAAUGUUCAGUCAAAUCAAGUCCACCUCUCUCUCUGCUUCUCUGAUGAGUACAGAUUCCGUGUGUUUGUCGUUGUUUAUAAUGCCACAUUUUCGUGCCCGAUUACCCGAGAGCUCUUGACGGGAUGGAAUUACCGGACCGCAGCUGUGCGCAGCCACUUUUUUGUUUGGUUUUUUGUUUUGCCAAUUUUUGACAUACUGCGUAGUGCGCUGUAAACGCGGCCAGUAUAUUUUGGCCCGAAGGCAGUCAUAAUUAUACUUUGAUUAGAACCUCCAUCAAUUUAACGAGGUUCCUCUCCCAACUUCAGGCAAUUAUCUCAUUUUCAUUUAAAAAAAAAAAAAAAAGGUUUUCCCGCCAAGUUUACAUAAUUUUUCAUUCCUCGAAAAUUUAGUUGAAUGCUUUUGAAGGCCUGAUUUUUCACAAAAUCCAUUUCAUGACUUUUAAUGCUUUUUAAUCACCCGAAUAAACCGUGUAUUAGUCAAGGAAAAGGCAGACACGAUUGUCAUGUCUAUGUGUUAAAAAGAUAAAGAAUGAAUAAGUUGGUUAAAAUUGUAAAAGUUAGUUAAAAAAUAAAUACUGUUGUCCAAAGGUUUCAUCUGAAAAGCACUGGGAGUGAGACCUAUCCUUUUCUAGCAAAAGUGCAUAUAUGUUGAGGACCAGAGCAUCUGUCGCAUUGAGUGAUCUUAGACACCAAACUUUUUUCCUCAUUUCAAGCACGUUUCUCAGCGCCUGUGAGGCUUAAAGGUAACAUCGACGAACUUGCUCUGCCAGCUAAGCCUAGGCUAACCUUCGUCUUUGUAAGUUUUUACUUAGUUUUUAUAUUGAGUUUGAAAGAAAAAUGUAUUUUUCUCUUUGAGGCGAACUUUUUCACUAUCCAUUGAUUUCACUGAGACAUUCUGUUGUGUUUCUGCUAAGCUACUCACACGUUGGAAGAUAUUAUUGUAUUACAUUUUGAAUGUAUUCAUUUGUAUUUUAGUUACCAACAAACUAUUUGAGACCUCCAUAAACCCAAGAAAAGUACGCCUUGUCUCUGGAGAGUUUCAUUUUUUGGUUCGCUGGCUGUAGAGCAACACAUGUUACGUGUUGUGAGGACAGCUCAACGAUCAGAACCUUCAUCACUUUAACCAGGUUCCCUUCUCGACUUCAUGCAAUUAUCUCAAUUG